This is a messenger RNA of Candida tropicalis MYA-3404, 1410 nucleotides long. RefSeq lists its product as uncharacterized. The record is from RefSeq and is a predicted model, not a curated record. The transcript has a single exon. NCBI's taxonomy places the organism in Eukaryota, Fungi, Ascomycota, Pichiomycetes, Serinales, Debaryomycetaceae. The annotation marks the transcript as partial.
AUGCUUUGGAUGAUAUCGUUGAUGUACUUGCUGCUCGUAACAACCUUGUCAACCCAUUUGGUCAAGAAACUCCUGUUAAAGAAUCAAUCAAUCCUGAAGCAUCAACUAGUACUGACACUACUCCAGUUGAAUCCACCCCUGCUGAAUCUAGUCCAGCUGAAUCCAGUCCAGCUGAAUCCACCCCUGGUGAAUCAACUCCUGCUGAGUCUACUCCUGCUGAGUCUACUCCAGCUGAAUCCAGUCCAGCUGAAUCCACCCCUGGUGAAUCAACUCCUGCUGAGUCUACUCCUGCUGAGUCUACUCCUGUUGAUUCUACUCCUGCUGAAUCAACCCCAGUUGAAUCAACCCCUGCUGAAUCAACCCCAGUUGAAUCAACCCCUGCUGAAUCUACUCCUGUUGAAUCCACCCCAGUUGAGUCUACUCCUGCUGAGUCUACUCCUGCUGAAUCAACUCCAGCUAAAUCUACUCCAGCUGAAUCUACCCCUGCUGAAUCUACCCCUGCUGAAUCAACUCCAGCUGAUUCUACUCCUGUUGAAUCCACCCCUGGUGAAUCAACUCCUGCUGAGUCUACUCCUGCUGAGUCUACUCCUGUUGAUUCUACUCCUGCUGAAUCAACCCCAGUUGAAUCAACCCCAGCUGAAUCUACUCCUGUUGAAUCCACCCCAGUUGAGUCUACUCCUGCUGAGUCUACUCCUGCUGAGUCUACUCCUGCUGAAUCAACUCCAGCUGAUUCUACCCCUGGUGAAUCCACCCCUGGUGAAUCAACCCCUGGUGAAUCAACCCCAGCUGAGUCUACUCCAGCUGAAACUACUCCAGCUGAAUCCACCCCAGUUGAAUCUACUCCAGCUGAAUCCUCUCCUGCUGAAUCUACUCCUGUUGAAUCUACUCCUGCUGACUCUACUCCUGUUGAAUCUACUCCAGCUGAUUCUACUCCAGCUGAAUCCACCCCAGUUGAAUCCACCCCAGUUGAAUCUACCCCUGGUGAAUCUACUCCAGUUGAAUCAACCCCUGCUGAGUCUACUCCUGUUGAAUCCACCCCAGCUGAAUCCACCCCAGCUGAAUCCACUCCAGCUGAAUCCACCCCAGCUGAAUCUACUCCAGUUGAAUCUACUCCAGUUGAAUCUACUCCUGUUGAAUCUACUCCAGCUGAAUCCACCCCUGGUGAAUCCACCCCUGGUGAAUCAACCCCAGCUGAAUCCACCCCAUCAGAAUCCACCCCAGUUGAAUCUACUCCAGUUGAAUCUACUCCAGUGGAAUCCACCCCAGCUGAAUCUAGUCCAGUUGAAUCCACCCCAGUCGAGUCUACUCCAAUUGAAUCCACUCCAGCAGAAUCCACCCCAAUUGAAUCCACCCCUGCUGAAUCUACUCCAGCUGAAUCUACUCCCGUCGCAACGUGCUCUUGCUGAAUCU